Messenger RNA from Sphaeroforma arctica JP610, 219 nucleotides. RefSeq lists its product as hypothetical. Lineage: Eukaryota; Ichthyosporea; Ichthyophonida. The transcript has 2 exons. The record is from RefSeq and is a predicted model, not a curated record. The coding region runs from base 1 to 219 and encodes 72 amino acids.
AUGAACGACAAAACAACCUCAGAACUACAAGCGACCAUCGCAGCCACACAGUCUGCGAUCGAUGGUGUGCUGAGGAAAAUGAACGGCGAACUAGUGUUAAAGGAACGCCUCAAGAUGAAAGAGAAGGCUCUGAUGGCUCUGGCAGUGGAUCUCGCCAUGGGGCAAGGCAUCCACGUGUCUGAUGAUGACCUGCCAGUCAGUGAUCUGGUAGGUAUCUGA